This is a messenger RNA of Meleagris gallopavo (turkey), 966 nucleotides long. Lineage: Eukaryota; Metazoa; Chordata; Aves; Galliformes; Phasianidae. The record is from RefSeq and is a predicted model, not a curated record.
GGUGGCCACGAAGGCUGAUGGUGUCCUGGUUGGCCAGCGGUUGGCCAACAGUUAACCAUGAACCAGCAGUGUGUCCUGGUGGCCAUGAAGGCUGAUGGUGUCCUGAUUGGCCAACAGUUGACCAUGAACCAGCAGUGCGUCCUGGUGGCCACGAAGGCCGAUGGUGUCCUGGUUGGCCAGCGGUUGGCCAACAGUUGACCAUGAGCCAGCAGUGUGUCCUGGUGGCCACGAAGGCUGAUGGUGUCCUGGUUGGCCAACAGUUGACCAUGAACCAGCAGUGUGUCCUGGUGUCCACGAAGGCUGACGGUGUCCUGGUUGGCCAGCAGUUGACCAGUGAUUGACCACAGGGGAUCUUGCAGCCUUCUUGAAGGAACCAGCUUUGGGGGGGGUUGGCCUGGAUGACCUACAGAGGUCCCUUCCAACCCUGCAGCUCUGUACACCUUCUCCCCACAGAUCUACUACCACGGGGAACCCAUCAGCGUCAACGUCCACGUCACCAACAACACCAACAAGACAGUGAAGAAGAUCAAAAUCUCAGUGCGCCAGUACGCCGACAUCUGCCUCUUCAACACCGCCCAGUACAAGUGUCCCGUGGCAGUGGAGGACGCCGAUGACAUGGUGGCUCCGAGCUCAACGUUCUGCAAAGUCUACACCCUGACCCCCUUCCUUGCCAACAACCGGGAGAAGCGUGGGCUGGCACUGGAUGGCAAGCUGAAGCAUGAGGACACCAACCUGGCCUCCAGCACGCUGCUGAGGGAUGGAGCCAACAAGGAGAUCCUGGGCAUCAUCGUGUCCUACAAGGUGAAGGUGAAGCUGGUGGUGUCGCGAGGAGGCCUGCUGGGAGACCUUGCCUCCAGUGACGUGGCAGUGGAGCUGCCCUUCACCCUGAUGCACCCCAAACCCCGAGAGGAGCCGGCACACCGGGACGGUGAGCGUUCCCCCUGGCUGCAAUGGGGACCCUCACAG